AUUAUAUUAUUAUCAUAUUAAAUCAAGAUUGCUACAAUCCAAAUACGAUUGAAAUAAUAUAAUCUGUUCACCAUGGAAUUUGCUAAAUAUCCGUAUUAAAUAUUAUCUGAAUCUAUAGAACCAUUAUAAAUCCCUAAUUUAAAGUAUGUAUCCCAACAGAAAACUCCCAAGUCGAUAUCAUGUUUUCCCAUUAUAUAGACUUAUUCCAUCAACAAACUUGAUGGAAACCAUAAACAACUAAAACACUCACAACUCUCCCCCUUUUUUUCCAAUUUCCUCUAUAAAUACUGACAUCAAGUGAUCAACACGCAUUUCUUGUACCAAAAUAUAUACAUCGUUUCUCUCUUUUGUUUGGAGUUUGAUCAAAUCAGCAAAUCCAUCCAAACAGCUUUUUAGUUUCUGCUCAUGGAUUAUAGAGAUUGUGGAAAAGAGGCUUGUCGAGAGACUACAGAUCAUGAUCAAGAGACAUUAAUGAAUGGCAACAACUUGAAGCCUACAUCUGCAAGUGAGAAGCCUGCAACGGGGAGAGGAGAUUGGAGAACCCAAUUGCGGAGUGAUUUACGACAAAGAAUUGUGAACAAGAUGUUCGAUAGGAUGAUGAGGCACCUUCGAUCUUCUGGGGAAGACGAAUUAAAUGAACUCAGAAAAACUGUUGAAACAUUUGAAGAAAAAACUUACAAUGCAACAAGUAACCAGUUCGAUUAUGUAAGGAGAAUAUCUAUGAAGUUGCUUCAAAAGGAGACCCAAUCUCAGAACAUUGUGCAGAAUUCUGGCCAAUGUAGCAAUAAUCUUCAAAAUCCAGGUUCCCAGAGCAUGCAGUCAGAACAAGUUCACGUUGAAGGGCUAUCACACCAGAACAUUCCAAAUGAUAUGAAGGGCAAAAGCAACAUAUAUGACCUUCCAGGGAAAGAUGGACCUGACGAUUUCUUCCCAAAACAAUGGCCUCCUUUACCAGCGCUGUAUAUCUCCAAACAAAUGCCUACGAUAUGGUCAACAUCUGUGGAUUUUGCAGACCUGACAAUGGGUCAACAAAACAACCUUUCAAAUAUGCAUCAGCAACAACAGCAGCAGCAGCAGUUAAUGGCUCAACAAAACAACCUUUCAAAUAUGCAUCAGAAACAGUUGGGUCCUCAGAGUAAUAUUUCAGGACUACAGCAGCAGCAGCAGCAAUUGGUUGGAACCCAGUUGGGUAACUCAAGCAUGCAAACUAAUCAACAAUCUUUACACAUGCUAUCCCAGCCCAAGGUUGCACUCCAACAAACGCAGCAGACUGCACCUAAUUUACUGCCAACUCAAGGACAGACAUCCCAGCAGCCACAACAGGAGCAGCAACUGAUGUCUCAGAUGCAAUCACAGCCUACUCAGUUGCAGCAACAGUUGGGUUUGCAACAGCAGCCCAAUCAAGUACAACAAAAUAUGCAGCAGAGACUUCAAGCAUCAGGUCAAACAUCAAGCUCCUUGCUUCAGUUGUAUCAAUCCCAGAGAGCUGUUCUGGAGACAUCAACAACAUCUUUAGAUUCCACAGCUCAAACAGGACAUUCUAAUGGGGGUGAUUGGCAAGAAGAGGUCUAUCAAAAGAUCAAGGCCAUGAAAGAGACAUACUUUCCCGAAUUAAAUAUGAUGCACAAGAAAAUUUCUGCCAAGUUGCUGCAGGUAGAGCAAGAUUCUCUUCCACAGCAGCCAAAGUCAGCGCGGCUUGAGAAGAUGAAACUAUUCAAGACCAUGUUGGAGCGCAUUCUAGCUUUCUUAACAAUUUCCAGAGCUGCUAUAGUACCGGCUUUCAAGGACAAGUUGAGUUCGUAUGAGGAGCAGAUAAGAAAAUUUAUAAUUGCCAAUAGGCCAAUGAAGCUUGUCUCAGCUUUGCAGCAAGGACAGCUUCUUCCAACUCAUAUGCAUUCCAUGCAGCAGCCUCAACCUGAAAGUAAUCAAACACAAUCUCACGAUAAUCAAAUGAACCCUCAGUUUCCGUCAAUGAUGAGACCAGCUCUACAGCAGCUGCAGCUUCUUCAAAUGCUGCAACAGCGAGGUUUGCACCGGGUUGAUGAGCAGCAGUCACCUGCAAAGAUUAAAACAAAUGAAUUAUCAUAUUGGCAUGAAAUAGAUAUUGAUUCUGGAGCUCAAGGAAACCUCCCUAGUAACCAACUUCCAGGUUAUGAGGAAGCAAGAUCUGAAUACCACGCACCCGACACUGCUGGGAUUGGUGUGCCGCCAACUAUGUCAAUACCACCUUUGCUUCCAGGGAUUAAAGAAGUUAAUGAUACUAGUGGUAACGCUUUGACAACUGAUUUUGGCAAGCCGGACAUCACAGAACAGCCACAUGAUCUCAAGGUGAACAUGGCAAAACCCAAAUCACUGAGUGCAACUGUGGUGACCAUGGUUGAUGAGGCAGUCAGUGCAGUCGGCGAGGAUUUGGCGGCCAUGAAAAAGCAAGGACUGCAUGCAAGAAAUUUCUUUACACAAACUGGAAUGAGUGGAGCUGAGAAAAUGAGAUGUUAUUUGAGUGCACUAGUUAUAUUAGCUCUCCUCAUUUUUUUCAUUUUCAACCUCAACCACCAAUAUUAAAGCACUGGAAUAUGCAGGACCGGUUCAGUUCUAUUCCCCACCCCCCUAAAUUUUGUUUUAAGUUUAUGUUUGGGUAAAGGAUGAAAGAUCUUUUUAUUAACAUUGGUUUCUCUCUUUAUAAUAAUAAUAAUAGCCAGGGAACUUGUUCCCAUGUUAUUCAUUAGAUGUCCUGAUAAUUUAUCUUCUUGUUCUAGCUUGAGAAAUUAUAUAUAUUUGCGUAGUGUAACCAAA
Messenger RNA from Gossypium arboreum, 2793 nucleotides. Its product is annotated as mediator of RNA polymerase II transcription subunit 15a-like. The transcript is spliced from 11 exons. The record is from RefSeq and is a predicted model, not a curated record. Lineage: Eukaryota; Viridiplantae; Streptophyta; Magnoliopsida; Malvales; Malvaceae. Gene Ontology annotation, biological process: regulation of DNA-templated transcription. The coding region runs from base 406 to 2562 and encodes 718 amino acids. Gene Ontology annotation, molecular function: transcription coactivator activity; chromatin DNA binding.